This is a messenger RNA of Bacidia gigantensis, 885 nucleotides long. RefSeq lists its product as uncharacterized. The record is from RefSeq and is a predicted model, not a curated record. Bases 1 to 885 code for a protein of 294 amino acids. The transcript is spliced from 2 exons. Lineage: Eukaryota; Fungi; Ascomycota; Lecanoromycetes; Lecanorales; Ramalinaceae.
AUGGCUAAGCUAGAAUACCUGAGAUCCUAUACUCAGCACCAACCAACUCAAGUGCGUCUUGCAGAACAUCGCUCUGAUUCCGGCGUUGAUCUGGAUCAGAACACGAUAUAUAAAGAUCCACCGGCAAUCAACAAUCCAAUGCAAAACGAUCUUAACGAGACGAAUCAAUCGCAACUGCUCCAGAUAUCCCAGCAUAUGCUUUGCUAUGAUGCAGCUUCAUCGAUAAUUCGAAACAAUAGCCAAACCACUAGUAACAGUCAGUUCAGUAAUCAUACUAGUCCAAGUAGUGUCAGGUCUCCUAGUCCACCUCUGUUCGACCGCAAACGCAAGUUGAGACGUACACUAUCCGACGAGGAUUUCACUUUGAUUGCUGGCCGUCAGAUACGACGACCGCGACUAGGAGGUGCUUCAGAAGUGAAGCGAAGGCACUCUCAAAGUCUCGGCUUUGCUGCUACUGGCAAAAAGCUCAUGGGAGAGCAUGAUCCAGAGAAUCGCGAGAUCCUCCGUCUUCGUCAGGAGGAAUUACUUGAAUUCGACUAUAUUGCAACGAGGCUGAACGCCCAACGUGCCAAAUCCGGCCAAGCACCAACUCUCACUGCGAAUGCGAUCUAUAGCCGCUACAAGCGAAAUGGACCGAUCAUUGCUGCAAGCGAAGGUCGGGAGUUCUUGCCUACCCACCUGGACAAGAAACCGAAUGGCAAACCGAUCUCAUUUAGAACAACGGUCCCAAUCAAAGGCUUCGAUGAGCGUGAGGAUCAAUUGCUCGCUCAGGCUGUUGCUGAUAUCGACAAAUGCAAGUGGGAACUCGUUGCUCACCGCGUUCAAGAGCUAGGUGGAAAAGAGCAUGAUUCGAACAUGUGCGCGAUGCGCUAUAGCCAUCUCUGA